GUUGCUGGUUCAAACCCCUGUUCAGUGUGCUGCAGGCUGGAAUGUGAAGCAUGUGCCUCUUCUGGAGUUCCCGAUUCCAACCCUAGCCGGUGCAGAUUGGGAGGCAGAAGUCUCCAAGCCCGCCUCUUUUUGGUUUGGUGAGGGUUGUGCUGGACACAAAUGGUUUGGGGAGCCUGGUUUCUCCCACGAAGGAAUGUGAAGAUACUGUCCAAUGCAGCAGUCAGCAGGAGAAGAGCCUCAAGCCGAUGGAGCUCUGGAGUUUUCUUUUGGGGGGUAGGGUUCAUUCAUCCUAAUGCAUUUUGGAUUUUGAUGCUCUGGACCAGUUUGACUUCAGGGCAUACCAGAUUGAAUUACCACCCCUCAGUGCUAGAAGGUUCAGAUGAAAUCCAGUUAAUUGAAGAUGGACCUUUUGCAGAUUGAUCCUUGAAAUGUAUUGAUCCAGACGGAAUGACUCUCUUUGGAUGGAUGCUCAUGGAAAUUGUUUUGACGGUCAGUAGGAGAGGCUGACCUUUAUUCCAGAGGAAGUUCCUUGCUUUUAGAAGAGUAGAGCAGGACUACACAGCUUUGGGGGAGUCUUCUGUCUUGUCUGUCAGAACAUUGCAAAAAAAAGGCAGUCUCACCUCCUAACCGGAAAAGUGAGUCACUUGGGCUUUGGCCUCUUAGAGCCAAUUUCCAAUCGGCCUUCCCUAUUCCACUUGCACGGUGGUGUGGGGGCACCAUGGCUGGCAUGAGACUCCGGGAUCUGGCAUCCUCCGAGCUGUACCGACGCCGGCAGGAUCGGCAGAGCAGCACUGGCUUGUCCCUGAAUGGUGGGGCAGAAACAUCCGGGAUACUUGGUAACAUGUCCGAUGCCCUGGCAAACGCCACCUGUCAGCGCUGCCAGGCCCGUUUUGAUCCGUCCGAAAGGAUUGUGAAUAGCAACGGGGAGCUGUAUCAUGAGAAUUGUUUCGUGUGUGCCCAGUGCUUCCGGCAGUUCCCAGAUGGACUCUUCUAUGAGUAUGAAGGUCGAAAAUAUUGUGAACAUGAUUUCCAAAUGCUGUUUGCUCCCUGCUGCGGGACAUGUGGUGAAUUCAUUAUUGGCCGCGUCAUCAAAGCGAUGAACAACAAUUGGCACCCAGAAUGCUUCCGUUGCGAAUUGUGUGAUGUGGUUCUUGCUGAUCUGGGCUUUGUGAAGAAUGCUGGGAGGCACCUAUGUAGACCCUGUCACAAUCGGGAGAAAGCCAAGGGCCUGGGCAAGUACAUCUGCCAGAAAUGCCAUCUGAUUAUUGACGAGCAACCUUUGAUGUUCAAGAAUGACUCUUACCAUCCAGAUCACUUCAACUGUACCCACUGUGGGAAGGAACUGACUGCAGAGGCCAGAGAGCUGAAAGGGGAACUUUACUGCCUGCCUUGCCAUGACAAGAUGGGGAUUCCCAUUUGCGGAGCUUGUCGGAGGCCCAUUGAAGGCCGUGUGGUCAAUGCCCUAGGAAAGCAAUGGCACGUGGAGCAUUUUGUCUGUGCCAAAUGUGAGAAACCAUUCCUGGGUCAUCGGCACUAUGAGAAGAAGGGCUUGGCAUACUGCGAGACGCAUUACAACCAGCUCUUUGGGGACGUCUGCUACAACUGCAGCCACGUGAUCGAGGGCGAUGUGGUGUCAGCCCUCAACAAGGCCUGGUGUGUGAACUGCUUCUCCUGCUCCACCUGCAAUAUUAAACUCACGCUGAAGAACAAAUUUGUGGAGUUUGACAUGAAGCCUGUCUGUAAGAAAUGCUAUGAGAAGUUUCCUCUGGAGCUGAAGAAAAGGCUCAAGAAACUGUCUGAACUGGCCUCCAGGAAAGCUCAUCCCAAGUCUGUGGAUUCAAAUUCUUUCUGAGGCCUCUGCUUGGAUUCUGUCCACAGCAUGGCGGGGCGGAUCUCUUCCUCCCUGUCUGCUCCUCACCUGUGUGCUUCCUCUCCUCUUCCUUUUCUCCUCCCCUUUCUAUUCCUUCUGCCUUCUCCUUUCUGCCCCCUUUCCUCCACAUUUGUCGUCCUCUUCCUGAAGUCUCUCACACACACUGCCCCGAGAGCACCUGCUGCAGCAGAAUCUGUUGAAGGCUGCAAAAAUAGAGGAAAAGCGAGGAUCUCGGAUGGGAUUGAAACGUUUUAGCCCACUCCUAUAGUCCACCACUCCUUUGCUACUGAAACAGUCUCUGGCAUCCCCCACCUCUAGUUUCUGGGAUCCUCUUGGAGGUUUUUUUUAGCAACAACCAGGUUGAGUUUGAACCACCCAGCAAAUAGGAAAACAACUAAAAUUUCCUUGAUGUUUAGAAGUGCUCCAGACACAUGAGGUCCUCAUUUAUGGGCCUGACUACAAAUCCUUUGGGAGUCACGGCUCCUUUUUGUUUUCAUUCCUUGGGAGAUCUUGUGGCUCAAUGGGCGAUGGGCUCCCCAUUCUCUUUCUCUCUCUCCCUGGUUUCAUUACCAUCUCACUGAGUUCUGUUCUUCCUUUAGGGCAACGUGUCUUGACUUGAUUUCAGGACUUGAAUGGGAAUGAGAAAAAAUAUCCUUCCUGCCCCAUAUACCUAGUUUCCUCUGUGAUCCUACAUAGUUUAUGCUUUUAAAGCCAUAAUUCUGUAGAGGGGUUCCUAGGCUUUACCAGACCCCUAAAAGGGUCCAUGACAUCAAAAAUAUGAAGAUCCUCUGCUUUCGGGCCACACGAGACUGUCCAAAUGCCUUACUGCUAACUAUGCAGAGGUGACUUUUCCACUCCCUGAUGCUUGGCCACCUUGCAGCUGGUGUGGUCCAGCUGAAUUUGGUUUAAUUAAACAAGUCUUCAUUGAGAAUGCAGAGUCCUGCGCUAGAGAAUAUAGCGGGGCCAAGUGAAGGCAAAAUAACUGUCCCCAUCUAUAGAAUGCUCUAAAGUUUCCAUUGCAACAUCCGCGGGAGAAGACCUAGUCCUUUCCCUUUAGGAGAUCACAAUCCAGUUGGGGAAACAAGACUUGAACUCCUAAGGAAUUUAGGAACCCAUAACUUCUAACAAGAUAAAGAAACGAAGGCUGUACACCUUAGGUGUUCUAGGAAGGCCGCAGACACCCACCCCAGCAUGGUCAGAAAGAAGGAAGCAGGACCUGGCUGGGCCUGGCAGGAUGGACAAGUGUUGGAGAGAAGAAGCAGAGAGCUGAUGGACCCAGUGUUCCAGUGUGCCAUGAUGAAAGGCUGGCCAUUGGAAGUCUGGGUGCCCGGGUCAGACAAAUCACAGUAGGUCCAAGCUUUCGUCUAUAAGACCAUGCUUUAGAGGGGGAAGUUACGGUUAAACUCUUCUCACCAGGCCCUCUGCCUGUUGACUCUUCAGGGUCUUAGGGAGGGGUUAGAUAGUCUAUGUUCCCCUGGAAUUUCAGUGGCUUUAGCCAGGCCCAAAGUGGGGUGUGAAGCAAGGGAGUUUGGCAGGAAGGAGAUGGGGGAAGAGCAAGAGAAAAGAAGGUGACAUCUGUAGGAUAGACCGAAACCAUCAACUGCCAAGACCUGAGUGAGUACCUCUGUGUCUAGCAUUAUCCCCAAAGGUUGCUUGCCCCAAGAGAGUAGAGGAAUAAAUGGACAACCCGAGGGUAGACUCAUCUGACCCCAAAUGUGAACCCCCUGUAUUGGGGACAGGAACCUUCCCUCUCAUAUCGCUCAGCACCAGCACAUCACAGAGUAUCAUUAGAGAAAGACAGAGCCAGGGGGACCUUGGAGGUCAUCCAGUGCAGUCCCUGUGUUUGACAGAUGAGCAAAAUGAGGCACAGAGAGGGGAAAAUUUGCUUAAGGUUACAAGGGGACUUGAACUCAGAUCUGGCCCACUUUGCCAUAUGCCAUGCUGCUUCACUGUACUGACUUCAUGAUGAAACGCUAUCUGACCCUUUUACCUUUAUACUUUAGUAUUCCUAUUUAUUAUUAUUUGCAUAUGGACAGCACAUAGGAUGGAAAGCAUUCCUGUGCACUGAGUCACAAAGCCUAAGCUGCUUGGAGAACCUAGACUAGCCAUUCCUACACCUCUCGGUACUUACAGACUGAACACAUGCAAUGGUUUCUUAUCCUUCCCUCCAACCAUUUGGGUCAGGAUAGCUGUCACCGGAUUGGAUUCAGGAUCACUUCCUGACAAAUGGGCCUUCUCUGGCCAGAGGGAAGACUCACAGAUUCCUCAAAUGGUAGAUUUAAAGAAGCCUUAUGUACCAUCUUAUCCAUCCUCAUUUUACAGGUGAGGAAGCCGAGGCCUUGAAAGAGUGAAGUCACUCUUCCAGGAUCCCAUAUCUAGUUAGGACGAGAAGCAGGUUUAGAACCCAGGGCUCCUGAUUCCCAGCUCCCUGUUCUUUCCACUACACAGCACUGCUGUCAUUUGUCCUCAGGUCUGGAGUGGAGUAAGAGCAAUUAUUAGACACAGAGGAAGGCCAUAGCUCAGACUCAUGGAUGCUCCCGUGUUGAGAUUGACCUUGUAUGAGUGCAUGGUCACAAGGGCGGCAGAAAGAACAUUUCCAUGGAGUCCUGGGUGGUGGAUCCCUUUGGAAAUGUUGGUUCGAGGCUACUGGACCCAAAUCACUACUGUAAUCGUGUAUGUAUCAGUGUUACCUAGCAACCACAAUACAUGAGAUAUAUCGUAAUUCAUUUUCAUUGCUUUGCACAAUAAAGAUUUGCAAGAACAAAGGUGGUUGUGAACUCAUGAAAUAACUUGGAAUGACUUGGAGCCUCAGCAGAACGUGCUUACCCACCCCCAAUCCCCAAGCACAAUAAAUGAAUAAAUGGCUUCCAGGGCUUGCGUUUCAGAGUCCAGCUGUGGUGAUACUUGACUGGUCCUUUCCUAGCAGGGACUUAUCCUGAACCCUUUCCCAUUCUAUAAGAGAUGCCCAGUUAUGUGAAAGAAAAGGAGAACAACUGGGAGCAAGUGUGGUAGGGAAGAGGGAUACCAUGUUUUCUAUAAAGUUAGCAUGGAAAAUGGCCCAGAGUUAGCAAGAGGAGAAAAGGUCUUGUAUGCCCAAGGAAAAAGGGGCUGGAUAUUCAUUUGGGACCAGUCCUUUCCCCUUAAGAGUUUUCUCUGGGCAGACAACAAGGCUGGAGCUACACAAUCUCAACUGUAUAAAUGGAGAUUUUGAACCUUUGACUUCAUUCCCCAGAAGUCCUUAGUAUUUCCCCAAAUUCCCUAUAACCGCUCUUGUGUCUCCACAUUGGCAAGAUCACGUUAUUGGUAUUUAACUGGUAUAACUCCUCCCAUGCCCUCUUUGGCUUGCAGCCAGGGGUGAUGUUGGUAAGUUGAUAAAGUGGUAAGCUGAUAAGUUUGAAAUCAGCCAUGGGCAUGUGGUUUUUAUAUUGUAUCCUCUUUAUUCCUUGAUUUCUAACAAUCAUUUUAAUAAACCUCCUAAAUUGUAA
Molecule: messenger RNA, 5355 nt
Organism: Monodelphis domestica (gray short-tailed opossum)
Lineage: Eukaryota; Metazoa; Chordata; Mammalia; Didelphimorphia; Didelphidae
Gene: LIMS2
Product: LIM zinc finger domain containing 2
Biological process (GO): positive regulation of integrin-mediated signaling pathway; cell-cell junction organization; positive regulation of substrate adhesion-dependent cell spreading
Cellular component (GO): cytoplasm; focal adhesion; cell-cell junction
Source: RefSeq, a predicted model, not a curated record